Erigeron canadensis is the source of this 1872-nucleotide messenger RNA. RefSeq lists its product as uncharacterized. The coding region runs from base 1 to 1872 and encodes 623 amino acids. Gene Ontology annotation, molecular function: nutrient reservoir activity. The record is from RefSeq and is a predicted model, not a curated record. NCBI's taxonomy places the organism in Eukaryota, Viridiplantae, Streptophyta, Magnoliopsida, Asterales, Asteraceae. The transcript has 5 exons.
AUGGCAAAGCUUACACUUCUCGCACUUGCUUUCACCGCCCUUGUAGCCUUUGCUACAGCCCACACAACCAUCGUCACCACCAUCGUUGAGGAUGAGAAUCCAUUUUCUCAAUCUCCGAGGUGUCGCCAAAAGCUCCAAAUGCAACGAUUGGAUAAGUGUCAGAUGUACCUCCAGCAAGGACAGAGUCCUUACGUUAGUGAGGUUCAAAUAGGCCUACGCAAAGGACAACACCAACUCGAGCAACAAUGCUGCCAACAGCUCCAAAAUGUUGAAAGCCAGUGCCAGUGUGAGGCCGUACAGCAGGUUUUAGAGGAUGCGCAAAGAAUGCAAGGACAACAACAGGGACAGUUUGGUUUCCAGCAACAACAAAUGGAACAGAAGGCCCAGAGGCUCCCUCAACAAUGCAGACUUCAAGUCCGUGAACAAGAAUGCCAAAUCAGAGGAUCAUCAGGCGGCUUCUCUAACCCACAACAACAGUGUAGCCGUGUCCAAGGUCAAAGCUUCAACCAGUGCCAAAGGUUCAUCCAAGAAGCACAAAGAAGCUCCCCCAGGAUGAUGGUAUCCCGACAGUCACAACAACUCCAGCAACAACUCCAACAAUGUUGCAAUGAGCUCGAGAACAUGCAGAGGGAAUGCCAGUGCGAGGCAUUCGAAGAGGUUUACAGGCAAGCCGUCCAGCAGCAACAAGGUGGCCGACAGCAACAACCAUGGCAACAGGGUGGCCAACAGCAACACCAACAACGUCCACAAUGGCAACAAGGUAGCCAACAGAUGAUCGGGCAGGCGAUGGAGACCAUUCGCAACCAGUGCAACAUAGAAGUGCAGCAAUGCCGAGGCUGGCUUAGAGGGUGUGCAAAGGAUGCCACUGAGUCGGGUCUACUUCUUCCGAGGGCCCACUACCUUCAAGUGGUAGUGGUGAUGCCGGAACCUACGACGGUGAGCGCAAUGGCAAAGCUUACACUUCUCGCACUUGCUUUCACCGCCCUUGUAGCCUUCGCUACAGCCCACACAACCAUCGUCACCACCACCAUUGAGGAUGAGAAUCCAAUUGCUCAAGUCCCAAUGUGUCGCCAAAGGCUCCAAUCGCAACGUUUGGACAAGUGCCACUUGUACCUCCAGCAAGGACAGAUCCCUUAUGAUGAACUGAUCAGCCGUGGUCAGUUUCAACCAGGCCAAAUCCAAGGACAACAACAGCUCCAGCAACAGUGCUGCCAGCAGCUCCAGAACGUUGACAGGCAGUGCCAGUGUGAAGCCGUGAAGCAAGUGUUCGAGCAGUCUCGACAAAUCGUUCAAGGACAACAACAACACCAACAGGGACAGUUUGGUUCUCAGAGACAGUUGGAACAACAAUUGGAACAGAAGGCUCAGCGCCUCCCUCAACAAUGCAGACUCCAAGUCCGUGAACAAGAAUGCCAAAUCAGAGGAUCAUCAGGCGGCUUCUCUAACCCACAACAACAAUGCAGCCGCGUCCAAGGUCAAAGCUUCAACCAGUGCCAAAGGUUCAUUCAACAAGCACAGCAAGAAAGUGGGUCCCUCAUGAGGAUCUCCCGACAGUCGCAACAACUCCAGCAGCAACUCCAGCAAUGCUGCAAUGAGCUCGAGAAUGUUCAGAGGGACUGCCAGUGCGAGGCAUUCGAAGAGGUUUACAGGCAAGCCGUCCAGCAGCAACAAGGUGGCCGACAGCAACAACAACGCCCAUGGCAACAACAGGGUGGCCAACAACGCCCAUGGCAACAACAGGGUGGCCAACACCAACAACAACCAUGGCAACAACAGGGUGGCCAACAACAGAUCGGACAGGCGAUGCAGGCUAUUCGCGACCAGUGCAACAUAGAAGUGCAGCAAUGCCGAGUUCCAUCUGCAAUGUUCUGA